UAUGGGGACGCUGUAUUUGGUGUUGACUGGAGUCUAGCACUCUAAUCGACGGAGCAGUUUGUGAUUUUACGACCCAAACUGACAUUUUGAUCGUACUAAAGAUUGUUAGCGUACAUAACUUAGUUACGUUUUGUCUGAAUUUUAUUUUCCCUCGUUUUCCGCAAUACUAAAGUAUUAUUAGCUCGCAGGCUAAGCUAACGGUAUGGAUAACAGUGAGGAAAACACUGUGGAGCUCCACGGAGACGAAGAGAUCAUCGAAGUUAUUGAUCUAAACGCAACGGAGCCGGGACCUGACGAUUUGGCUGAUGACUUAGAGGAUGUAGACUUUGAAGAUGCUGGAAAUGGAGAUGACUACAACGAAGGAUGGGAAACUGAAGACGAGAUGGAGGCUGAGGCGGAGCAAGAUGACAGCGAGCUCACCUUCUCCAAACACACUGGCUGUGUGUUUUGUGUAAGCUUGGAUCCAGCGACAAAUAGCUUAGCUGUGACAGGGGGAGAGGAUGACAAAGCUUAUGUGUGGAGGGUGAGCGAUGGAGAAGUCCUGUUUGAGUGCACUGGACACAAAGACUCGGUGACGUGUGUCUUGUUCAGCCAUGACUCUUCCAUGGUGGCAUCUGGUGACAUGAGUGGCCUGAUAAAGGUGUGGAAAGUUGAGACCAAGGAGGAGAUCUGGUCUUUUGAAGUGGGGGACCUGGAGUGGUUGGAGUGGCAUCCUUGCGCUCCGGUACUGCUUGCAGGAACAGACGAUGGUAAUAUGUGGAUGUGGAAGAUUCCGAGUGGAGAGUGUAAAACCUUCCAGAGUCCCGCAUGCCAAGCGACCAGCGGAAAAGUGCUCCCUGAUGGUAAGAGGGCGGUGGUGGGCUACGAGGACGGCACGGUACGGCUGUGGGACCUUAAGCAGUCCAAUGCCAUUCAUGUCAUCAAAGGUCAGGAUGGACACCAGGGGGCGCUGACCUGCCUAGCAUGCAACAAGGAUGGAUCUCUGGUGCUGACCGGCUCAGUGGAUGGUUUGACCAAACUUAUCAACACUGCAACCGGCAAGGUUGUUGGAGUAUUUUCUGUGGAGGGGGACAAAGCCAAAGGCUCAAAAGACGAGGAAGAAUCCAACUCCGUGGAAUCUGUGGGAUUCUGUAAUGUCUUGCCUCUAAUUGCUGUGGCUUAUCUGGAUGGCACACUAGCCAUAUAUGACCUCUCCACACAAGUCCUAAGGCAUAAAUGCCAACACGAGGCUGGCAUCGUCCACCUGCAGUGGGAGGAAACUUCCUCGGUGGUGGCCACCUGCAGCUUAGAUGGAGCAUUGCGCCUUUGGGACGCUCGCGCGGGCAACAUGGUGUCCGAGUACCGCGGCCAUACCUCCGAGAUCCUGGACUUCACCCUCAACAAAGAAGCAUCACUGGCUGUUACCGCCUCCGGAGACAACCAGGCGAAGGUCUUCUGCCUCCAAAGACCCGACCGGUAAGGAGACGGCAACGAGGAGAGGAAAGACUGGAGGACGAGAGAGGAAUCGUGAAGCAGAGGCGCAGGACAGACUUUACAUGUCCCAGUUUUAUGGGCGCCACAACCACAAUAAUCACACCUUCCUGUUCAUACUGCCUCUGGAAAGGACAUUUUCCAUCUCCUGCUUUUUUAGUUAGUUUUUUUUUUUUUUUCCCAAUGACCUUGCCUUCCAGUCUAACCUGCCUGUUUAGGAGUGUAGCAGGUGGUGGACAAAAGAUCCUUCAUUAUCUUUUCUGUUUCUUAACAAAGCAGGUGUGUUUGAUUAUUAAAAUUAUUAUUAUUUUG
This is a messenger RNA of Lampris incognitus (smalleye Pacific opah), 1782 nucleotides long. It is a transcript of the gene aamp, whose product is annotated as angio-associated, migratory cell protein. Lineage: Eukaryota; Metazoa; Chordata; Actinopteri; Lampriformes; Lampridae. The transcript is spliced from 11 exons. The coding region runs from base 203 to 1459 and encodes 418 amino acids. The record is from RefSeq and is a predicted model, not a curated record. Gene Ontology annotation, cellular component: cytosol. Gene Ontology annotation, molecular function: protein binding.